ACUUGGUCUACCGAGCACCCUCCGACUGCCCAUUCCCAAGGAGGAUCGGAAGGAGUGGGACGAAAGACGAAGAUCUCUUCACAGCUUUAUGCAAAUACGGAGCAAAUCUCCGCCCACCAGGGGGAGAGACAGAGAAGCUUUUUUCUCUACCUCAGUUCAGCCUCUAACGCUUUGGGGAGAUGAGCUGAGGACCGAGAGCCAAGACCAGAUUCCCAUCUACAGGUUAUUGAGAAAGAGAAGUUCAGAGCGUGAGGUCUGUGAGCGGAUCUAUAAACCAGUGACGGGACCCUGUGAUUUCAACCCACUUCACCUCGUCAAUCAAUUCUACUCUUGCCCGGAUUACUUCUAUUUAAACAAAAAGGGAUAUUUCAAUUGCUUGCAACUUUUUUUCCCUUCAACUCCCUCCUCCCCAGCCGGGGACCUCUGUGGAUUUAUGGUCUGUUUGAAGAUAUAACCGAGAGGAUAACACAAAGAACUGAAGGAAAAGGAACCUCUCUCGAAUCUCGACUGGAGGAAUGUUGGUGCUGACCCUAUGUCUAAUAUCAUUGCCCACCCUGGUGCAAGGUUUGAAUUGCUUUAUCCAGUCAGAAUACUGUGCUAACGGUGGCAGAUGUAGCCGGAAUCCUAAUGGUACUGAAGUUUGCCUGUGCAGCCUGGGGUAUCUGGGAGAUCGCUGUCAGUUCCACAAUCCCUGCCUUAGUUCACCCUGCAAGAAUGAGGGCACCUGCAGUCCCGUCAUCAACGGCCAGACCAUCGACUACAGGUGCACAUGCCGGCUGGGCUUCACGGAUCGCCUCUGCCUCACACCCGUCGAUAACGCAUGCCUUAGCAACCCCUGCCGCAAUGGGGGCAGCUGCCAGCUGACGACCAGCCUGCGGGAGUACAAGUGCCGGUGCCCACCCGGCUGGGCAGGUAAGCAGUGCCAGCAGGCGGACCCAUGUGCCUCUAAUCCCUGUGCCAAUGGAGGGCAGUGCGUUGCAUUCGAAGGCCAUUAUAUCUGCAGAUGCACCUCCGGAUUCCACGGCCCCAUCUGCAAGCAGGAUGUCAACGAGUGUGCGAUCAGCCCCUCGCCUUGCCGGAAUGGUGGCACCUGUCUCAAUGAGAUUGGCUCGUACCAGUGCUCCUGCCCUCCAGAAUACACGGGUCGCCACUGUGAGAAUCUCUACGUGCCCUGCUCCCCCUCGCCCUGCCAGAACGGAGGAACCUGCCGCCCACUUGGUGACGCUCUCUAUGACUGCACCUGCCUCCCAGGUUUCUCGGGCCAGCACUGCGAGGUGAACGUGGAUGACUGCCCCGACCACCAGUGUGACAACGGAGGGCUGUGUGUGGAUGGGGUGAAUACCUACAACUGCCAGUGCCCCCCAGAGUGGACAGGCCAGUUCUGUACUGAGGAUGUGGAUGAGUGUCAACUCCAGCCCAAUGCCUGCCAGAACGGAGGGACCUGCCACAACAGCAAUGGAGGCUACAACUGUGUUUGUGUCAAUGGCUGGACAGGAGACGACUGCAGUGAGAACAUUGAUGACUGUGCCAUCGCUGCCUGCUACACUGGGGCCACAUGCCACGAUCGUGUCGCCUCCUUCUACUGCGAGUGUCCCCACGGAAGGACAGGCCUGUUGUGUCACCUGAAUGAUGCCUGCAUCAGUAACCCGUGCCACGAGGAAGCCAACUGCAGCACCAACCCUGUCAACGGGAAGGCGAUCUGCAUGUGCCCAGCUGGGUUCUCGGGGACUGCCUGCAAGCAGGACGAUGACGAGUGUUCUUUAGGUUCCAACCCUUGCGAACAUUCAGGGAAGUGUAUUAACACGCUGGGCUCCUUCAUGUGCCAGUGCCUGCCCGGCUACCACGGCCCUCGAUGUGAACUGGACUUCAACGAGUGCAUGUCCAGUCCAUGCCAGAAUGAUGCCACCUGCCUCGACCUGAUUGGACGGUUCCAGUGUAUUUGCAUGGCCGGUUACACAGGACUCUACUGUCAGAUUGAUACCGACGAGUGUGCCAGUAAUCCAUGCUUAAACAAGGGCAAGUGUAUCGACAAAAUCAACGAGUUUGAGUGCGAAUGUCCUUCAGGGUUCAAUGGUAACUUGUGUCAGAUCGACGUGGACGAGUGUGCAAGCACACCCUGCAAGAACGCGGCCAGGUGUGUCGACGGACCAAAUAAAUAUCACUGUGAAUGCUUGGAAGGUUUUACCGGCACUCUUUGUGAGACUGACAUCAAUGAGUGUGAGCAGGAUCCCUGUCACUAUGGGACGUGCAAGGAUGCCAUUGCAACCUUUAACUGUGUGUGUUUUGCGGGCUACACGGGCCGUGUCUGUGACAUCAACAUCAAUGAGUGCCAGAGCCAACCCUGCCAGCACGGCGGCACCUGCCAGGACAAGGUGGAUGGCUACACGUGCUCCUGCCUCAAGGGGACCUCAGGUGAAAACUGUGAAACAAACUUGGAUGACUGUGCCAGCAACCCCUGUGAAUAUGGCAAUUGCAUUGAUCAGAUUAACAGCUACGACUGUGUCUGUGAGAUGGGUUACACUGGACCGAUGUGUAACAUUAACAUUGACGAGUGUGCGUCAAAUCCUUGUCACAAUGGAGGAACUUGCAAGGAUGAUAUCAAUGGCUUUACAUGCAUCUGCCCGGAGGGUUAUCAUGACUUGGUGUGCUUCUCUGAGGUCAAUGAGUGUAACAGUAACCCCUGCAUCCACGGGGAGUGCAGGGAUGACCUCAAUGGGUACAGCUGCAAGUGCGACCCCGGCUGGACAGGCAUGAACUGUGACCUGAACGUCAACGAGUGUGAGUCUCUCCCCUGUGUCAAUGGCGGCACAUGUCGGGACAUGAACAAUGGCUACCUGUGCGACUGCCGGCCCGGCUUCAGAGGUCCCAAUUGUCAGACAAACAUCAAUGAGUGUGCGUCCAACCCGUGCCUGAAUCAGGGAAGCUGCAUCGAUGAUGUGGCCGGGUACAAGUGCAUCUGCAUCUUGCCGUACACAGGUGUGAACUGUGAGGAUGUCCUGGCUCCCUGCGCCAGCCAGCCCUGCAAAAACGGUGGCGUCUGCCACGAGUCCGAGGAUUACGAGAACUUCUCAUGUGGCUGCCCGGAGGGAUGGCAAGGCCAGACCUGUGAAAAGGAUGUGAACGAGUGUGUGAAGAGCCCCUGUCAGAACGGUGCCAUGUGUCAAAACUCGAUGGGCGGAUUCCUGUGCACCUGCCGUCAGGGCUACACCGGGACCACGUGUGAAACUGACGUGGACGACUGCCAGCCCAAUCCGUGCCACAAUGGAGGUUCCUGCUCCGAUGGUGUGAACAACUUCCUGUGCCUCUGUCUCCCUGGAUUUGGAGGCCCCAAGUGCGAAGUGGACAUCAAUGAGUGCGCUAGUGACCCCUGCAAAAACAACGGCAACUGCACAGACUGCGUCAACAGCUACACCUGUACCUGUCCGCUGGGUUUCGGUGGCAUGCACUGUGAGAAUAAUGCCCCUGACUGCACGGAGAGCUCCUGUUUCAAUGGUGGGACUUGUGUGGACGGAAUUAACACUUUCACGUGCCUGUGCCCGACUGGCUUCACGGGCAGCUACUGCCAGCACGACAUCAAUGAGUGCGAUUCCAAGCCCUGCCUCCAUGGGGGCACUUGUCAAGACAGCUAUGGUACUUACAAGUGUACAUGUCCCCAGGGCUACACUGGACUCAAUUGCCAGGACCUGGUGCGCUGGUGCGACUCGUCACCCUGCAAGAACGGUGGCAAGUGCUGGCAGACGGGCACCACCUACCGGUGCGACUGUCAGAGCAGCUGGACGGGACUGUACUGCGACGUGCCCAGCGUGUCCUGUGAAGUGGCUGCCAAGCAGCAGGGGGUGAAAUCGGGUCAGCUCUGUCGCAACAGCGGCAUCUGCAUCGAUGCCGGCAACACGCACCGCUGCCAGUGCCAGGCCGGUUACACGGGCAGCUACUGCGAGGAGCAGGUUGAUGAGUGCACUCCCAAUCCGUGCCAAAAUGGAGCCACGUGUACCGACUACCUGGGCGGCUACUCGUGCGAGUGUGUUGCCGGCUAUCACGGAAUCAACUGCUCGGAGGAGAUCAACGAAUGUCUUUCCCAUCCCUGCCAGAAUGGUGGCACUUGCAUCGACCUCACCAACACUUUCAAGUGCUCCUGCCCCCGGGGCACACAAGGUGUGCACUGCGAGAUUAACCUGGACGACUGCAACCCCCCAGUGGACUCCCUCACCCAGGAGCCCCGCUGCUUCAACCAUGGGCGCUGCGUGGACCGCGUGGGCAGCUACAGCUGCAUCUGCCCGGCCGGCUUCGUGGGCGAGCGCUGCGAGGGUGACGUCAAUGAGUGCCUGUCCAACCCCUGCGACACGCGCGGCACUCAGAACUGCGUCCAGCUGGUCAACGCCUACCGCUGCGAGUGCAGGCCUGGCUACACAGGCCUCCGGUGUGAGCGAGUGUUCGACGGCUGUAAAAGUCGGCCCUGCCGCAACGGCGGGACCUGUGCCGUUGCCGGCAACAUCGCCCGUGGCUACAUCUGCCGCUGCCCCCCGGGCUACGAGGGAGCUUCGUGCGAGAACCAGGCAAGCGUCUGCAGGAGCCUGCGCUGCUAUAACGGUGGGACGUGCGUGCUCAGACCCGGCGGUGCCCCUUACUGCAUCUGCCCCGCAGGCCGAGGGGGACCCGACUGCCGGCAGCCAGCCGGCAGUCCCUGCGAGCCCAACCCCUGCUACAACGGCGGGACCUGUGAGCGGGCGCCCACCGAGCCCUUUUACCGCUGCCGCUGCCCCCAAAAGUUCAACGGGCUGCAGUGCUUCAUCCUGGACUACAACUUCAGCGGCGGGCGCGGCCAGGACAUCACCCUGCCCCCCGACGUCGAACUGGGCUGCGAGGUCGCCGAGUGUUCCCGCCUGGCCGCCAACCGGCUGUGUGAGGCUCGUUGCAACACCCAUGCCUGCGACUGGGACGGCGGAGACUGCUCGCUCAACUUCAACGACCCCUGGAAGAACUGCUCGCAGGCCCUGCAGUGCUGGCGCUACUUCGGCGACGGGAAAUGCGACGAGCACUGCAACAACGCCGGCUGCCUGUACGACGGCUUUGACUGCCAGAACGUGGAGUCACAGUGCAACCCCCUCUACGACCAGUACUGUAAGGAUCACUACGGCGAUGGACACUGCGACCAGGGAUGCAACAACAUCGAGUGCGAGUGGGACGGCCUGGACUGCGCCAACGACAAGCCCGAGAAGUUGGCGGACGGGACACUGAUGCUCAUCGUACUGGUACCCCCCGAGCAGCUGCGAAACAACUCGGUCAGCUUCCUCCGCGAGCUCAGCCGCGUCCUGCACACCAACGUCAAGUUCAAGAGGCUCGCGGAUGGCAACGAGAUGGUGUUCCCCUACUUUGGGAAUGAGGAAGAGCUACACAAGAAACACGUGAAGAGAUCGCUGGAGGAUAUCGGCAGCCACGUAGCUGGAGUCUUCAGGACUGUCAAGCGGUCCCUGUACACAAUGGUGAACCCCAGGGUCCGCAGGGAGCUGGAUGAGCGAGAGGUCAAAGGAUCAAUCGUUUACUUGGAGAUUGACAAUCGGCAAUGUUAUCAGACUUUCUCAGACUGCUUCAACAGCGCAGCAGAUGUGGCCGCAUUCCUGGGCGCCAUGGCCUCCCAGGGCAGCCUCCAGCUCCCCUACAACAUAGAGGUCGUGCAAAGUAAAGGCGAUGAGAGGCCUCCUGACGUUAAACUCUACCCCAUGUACGUGGUGGUGUCUGUGCUCAUCUUCCUCGCCUUCAUUGGGAUGGGGGUGCUGGUGUCUCGCAAGAGGCAUCGGGAGCACGGGCAGCUGUGGUUCCCCGAAGGGUUCAAGGUCACCGAGUCCAGCAAGAAGAAACGUCGUGAACCGGUUGGCGAGGACUCUGUCGGGUUGAAGCCGCUGAAGAACGUUUCUGAUGGAGCUCUCAUGGACGACAACCAGAACGAGCACUGGGGUGAUGACAGUGGAAUAGACACGAAAAGGUUCAAGUUUGAAGAGCAGGCGAUCCUGGCAAACCGCGAGGACCACACUGACCACAGACAGUGGACCCAGCAGCACCUGGACGCCGCUGACCUUCGGCUGCCGAGCAUGGCGCCAACCCCGCCCCAGGGUGAAAUCGAGCCCGACUGUAUAGAUGUCAACGUCAGGGGCCCAGAUGGCUUCACUCCCCUGAUGAUUGCCUCGUGCAGCGGGGGUGGCCUGGAAACGGGCAACAGCGAGGAGGAAGUGGACGACGCCCCAGGCAACCUCAUCUCUGAUUUCAUCUACCAGGGGGCCAACCUCCACAACCAGACAGACCGGACAGGCGAAACCGCCCUUCACUUGGCUGCCCGCUAUGCCCGGUCUGACGCUGCCAAGCGUCUCCUUGAAUCCAGCGCCGAUGCCAACAUUCAGGACAACAUGGGCAGGACGCCAUUACAUGCUGCUGUGGCCGCGGAUGCCCAGGGAGUUUUCCAGAUCCUGAUCCGGAAUCGAGCAACAGACCUGGAUGCACGGAUGCACGAUGGGACCACACCGCUGAUCCUGGCCGCACGCCUGGCCGUGGAGGGAAUGGUGGAAGAACUGGUGAACUGCCAUGCCGAUGUCAACGCAGUAGAUGACUUUGGGAAGUCAGCCCUACACUGGGCAGCUGCCGUCAACAACAUGGAGGCCACAAUGGUCCUGCUGAAAAAUGGAGCCAACAAGGACAUGCAGGAUAACAAGGAGGAAACCCCGCUCUUCCUGGCAGCGCGGGAAGGGAGCUACGAGACGGGCAAGCUCCUGCUCGAGCACUUCGCGAACCGCGAGAUCACUGAUCACAUGGACCGGCUACCCCGCGACAUAGCGCAGGAGCGCAUGCACCAUGACAUCGUGAGGCUGCUGGAUGAAUACAACCUGGUGAGGAGCCCCCAGGUGCAGAUGGGUGGCAAUGCCACCAACCUCUCCCCACCCAUCUGCUCGCCCAAUGGUUACAUGGGCAGCGCCAAGCCAGCUGGCCCCAGCAAGAAGUCUCGCAAGAGCAACGCCAAGGGGGCCAACGGCAAAGAAUCCAAAGAAGCCAAGGUAAAGAGGAAGAAGUCCCAGGACGGGAAGGGAAGCCUGUUGGACAGCUCCUCGGUCUUGUCUCCUGUUGAUUCCAUGGAGUCCUCCCAUGCCUACCUGUCAGACGUGGCUUCCCCUCCCCUGUUGACGCCUCCCUUCCAACAGUCGCCUUCCAUCCAACUCAACCAUCUGCAGGGGUUGGCAGUGGACGGCCACCUCAACUUGAGCCAUCUAGGCAUGGGCAGGAAGCAGGAGACACUGGGAGGAGGCAGCAGGAUGGUUUUUGAAUCGGUGGCCCCCCGUCUCUCCCACCUGCCCGGCUCCAACGGGCAGGCCAUCAGCAGCACCUCCAUGACCAUGAACUUGGGAGGGGCUGGCGCAAUGAGCGGCCAGUGCGACUGGCUGACGCAGAUGCAGACGGGGAUGGUCCAGAACCCCUACAACCCCAUGAGGAACCCAGCGCAGGGCCAUGCCAGGGGCCUGCAGCAGAGUCAGCAUGGAAUGAUCACCUCGCUACACAACGGGCUGCCCAACACCUCCUUGUCACAGAUCGUCAGCUAUCAAGGCCUGACCAGCACCACUGCCCUGCCACAGACGCACCUGAUGCAGCAGCCGCCUCAGGGCGUCUCGGCACUCAGUGCCAUGCCCGGCGGCACCGCUCACUCCAUGGGCCAAAACUACUGUGGCGCCGACCCGAGGCAGGCCGACUUGCCCCAGCUGGGGGGCAGCAGCCUCCCAGUCCACGCCAUUUCGGCCCAGGAUACCCAGCUCCUCCCGACCUCGCUGCCGAGCUCCAUGAGUCAGUCGAUGGCCACCACCCAGUUCCUGACCCCCCCCUCGCAGCACGGCUACUCCUCGCCCCUGGACAACACGCCCAGCCACCAGCUGCACCUGGCUGACCACCCUUUCCUGACCCCCUCGCCUGAGUCCCCCGACCAGUGGUCCAGCUCCUCGCCCCACUCCAACAUGUCCGACUGGUCAGAGGGCAUCUCCAGUCCCCCGACCAGCAUGCACUCCCAGAAGGGACUUCUCUCUGAUCAGGUCUUCAAGUGAGAACUUUCCAGCCCCUCCCCCCGACAAACCCGUUCUCAUCUCCCCUCCCUCAGCCCCCUGGGGUUCAGGCAGCUCAGCCACACAGAGGAGGAAGCCGACGAGGUGAGAUGCAACAGCGGGGGCCCAUCUGUUGGACUGUCAGAGAAGGCCGUGUCCAGUUUCUGAUUAGGAGCAAAUGAACAAGGGAUGGAUUUUUGUUCUGUGUUUUCCUUUAAUUUAUUUAUGUACUUUACAUUUUUACUGUGUUUUUAUUUUAUUUAAUUCUUUUUUUUGUUAUGUUUGAGAUGUGGGCAGUUUAUUUUAUGGAUGCUAACACCCCAUCUCAGAGCCUGACGGAUGGUUAGAGACAGUGUUGUUUUUAUAGAAACUUGACACUUUUAAAACAGAAUAGAUAGCUGGUUUUUGUGUCGAUGAAUUUUUAGCCGAUCGAUCUCUUGCUAAUGAUAAAUGUAUAAAAAUAGUAUGACUUAUAUUUAUAUAUGAGUUCAGAAUCUUUGAAGAAAAGAGUGAAAAUAAGUUUGUGUACACACUGUAUACCCUCGGGUAAGUGCACCCUCUCUGCCCCACAACACACCAGUGACCAGUGCUGGUCCCUUAGGUAAAUGCACACACUGGCGAAUUCAACCCAGUUCACUCACUGGCACACAGUGAGUCUUUCACAGCCCCUCCCCCCUCCCCCCUCUGUGAGUCUCUCUCUCUCUCUCUCUCUCUCUCUCUCUCUCUCUCUCUCUCUCUCUCUCUCUCUCUCUCUCUCCAUUCACAGUCUCUCAUACACACACUCAAAAUCAUAGUCUCUCACACACACAGUUGCAGCCGCUGAUUCCCACAUUUACACACCCUCAGGUUGCCUCCCCCACACCCACCAUCCCUACGGCUUAUUCUCGCACACUCGCUUUCACACUCCUGUAUGUUCACAUCCACGUCUAUGUGUGUGUGAGAGGACUGAGCCCCCACCCCCCCAACUAGGGCAUUUGAUGACGUGAAUUCCAGACACUAUCACAGGUUGUAGCGGACAGCACAUUUGGAACAAAUUACAGCAUCUUUGCGUGUUUAGUUUUCGGUAUUAUCAGGGGGGCGUCAUGUUAAUGUUCUCAGAGGAUGCUCAGCUCAAAAUUGUCAAUUCUCUCCUGCGAUUGAAACCAGGAAAUGGAACACUUGUCAUUGACAAGUUACUGAGAGAGAUGAUUUCAGUUUUUGAUUUCUGUAAUCAUAUUGUGCUGAAGUCUGUGUUUCUGACUUGAUUCAAUAAUGACACUAUGUUUAAAGUUAAAUGGCAUUUAAGUUAUUCUGGUCAGGCGGGGCUGCAAGGGAAAAGGUCAGAAAGUUAAUGGUUUGAGGUGCUGUGAAUUAGCAAGCAAGGUCUACAGCCACUUUUAUAUCUUCCCCACCAUCCCCCAUUCUCUCCUGAUUGGAGUCCCCUCUUCCCUCCCUUUGCCACCUCUCGACAUAGUAGGUGUUUGACUUCGUAUCGUGAUGCAUUCGCAGGAUGAUUUCAACAGGACAGGGUGAGGCAGGGGGCAACUGCCAUGUGCAGACGGGGCACUCGCCUGUUUCCGGAGAGGGUGGAGCGCCCACGAUCCACACGAGCACCUUCCUCCCACAUUCCCCCCCUCAGCCAUAAAAGUGUCCUGGGAAAGAGGAGGUGCUGAGAGUCACCUCCCCCCAUAUUAGACACAUGGGGAUCACCUUUAAAAGGAGAUUGUGUAAAAGGAUUAUUCCGCUGUUUUAGUGAAAGUACCAUUUCUGUAAACAUUGUAAAUAAACAGUGUUUAAUAAAAGAUUUUGUUUCAGAAAUCUGUAUGAUGUAAGUGAGAUAUUAAAUGUGUCCUGGCCCUGUGAUGCAGUGUUUUAUAGCUUUCAAGUUACCCAUGUAAAACCCUCUGGUGAUUAUAACAUACAGUAACAGCCAGCCAGAGGAUGCUAGUUUGAAAAUAUGGUGUAUUUUCUGUUAACUGCUUUUUGUAAACUGUACUUGUAACAAUAAAACUGUGCCAAGGGCAUCUAGAACUAA
This is a messenger RNA of Hypanus sabinus (Atlantic stingray), 10083 nucleotides long. RefSeq names its product neurogenic locus notch homolog protein 1-like. Gene Ontology annotation, biological process: multicellular organism development; regulation of DNA-templated transcription; cell differentiation. The coding region runs from base 516 to 8072 and encodes 2518 amino acids. The record is from RefSeq and is a predicted model, not a curated record. Gene Ontology annotation, molecular function: signaling receptor activity; protein binding; calcium ion binding. NCBI's taxonomy places the organism in Eukaryota, Metazoa, Chordata, Chondrichthyes, Myliobatiformes, Dasyatidae. The transcript is spliced from 34 exons. Gene Ontology annotation, cellular component: plasma membrane; protein-containing complex.